Molecule: messenger RNA, 1293 nt
Organism: Penicillium argentinense
Lineage: Eukaryota; Fungi; Ascomycota; Eurotiomycetes; Eurotiales; Aspergillaceae
Product: putative phosphatidylglycerol specific phospholipase
Exons: 1
Coding region: 1-1293 (430 amino acids)
Biological process (GO): phospholipid catabolic process
Molecular function (GO): hydrolase activity, acting on ester bonds
Source: RefSeq, a predicted model, not a curated record
AUGUCUCUGGUACUGGUGCUCUUGGUACUGGUGCUCGCGGUCGCCCGAUCGCAUGCCGCCUCGGGCUUGGACAACAUCAAGCACGUGGUGGUGCUGGUGCAAGAGAACCUGUCAUUCGACCAUUUCUUCGGCGGACUCACAUACGAUCGCAAGAUUAACGGAGUCGUGAACCGUCCCUUCUGCAACCCGGUCAAUAUCUCGCUGACUGAGUCCCCCAAAGUAUGCGCCGAUAGCACAGCGCAAAACAUUGCCUCCGAAGACCCCAACCACAGUAUCGCCGGAGGAAACAUGCAGAUUUUUGGGACCUACCACCCCCUCGUGGGCGCCAAACCUGCGAUGGAGGGAUUCAUCACCGAACAGCGAGCCUCCUAUGAACAGGACAAUGCGACCCGCGCAGCAGAGGUCAUCAACUACUUUACCCCCGACCAUAUCCCCGUGUUCAACGCGAUUGCCGAGAACUUCGUGCUGUUCGACCGCUGGUUCGCUGCUGUCCCGGGGCCUACAAAUCCCAACCGCGCAUACUUGACCUCCGGCACCUCCUACGGCCACGGGAUGAACGAUGACGCAUUCAAUCAAUCGGGUCUCCCGCAGAAAUCCAUAUUUGAACAACUGUCGGAGAAGGGAGUUACCUGGAUCAACUAUGAAAACUCGACCAGAUCAGACCCCGCAUUCCUACCGGAUGCCUUGUUUUACAAGUGGACAGCCAAGUCUGACAAUGGCAGGUCCAGAAUUCGACCCAUCGAACGCUUCUACACAGAUGCACAGAAUGGGAACUUGCCACAGUUCUCCUGGAUCAACCCGGAGUGUUGCAACUACAUGUCGAUGCAUCCGCCGUCUCCCAUCAAUAUGGGAGAGACCUUUGUGAAGAGCAUUUACGAGGCCAUCCGAAAUUCUCCACAAUGGAAUGAAACACUGUUCAUCUUGACAUUCGAUGAGCAUGGAGGUUUUGCCGACCACGUCUCUCCCCCGGCGAAUGUGCCGCCGGGGGAUAGUUUGACAUAUACCGAGGUGGCACGCGACGGACGUCCAUACACAUUUCACUUCAACCGUCUGGGGGUUCGCGUACCUACGAUGCUGAUUUCGCCUUGGGUUGACAAGGGUCUGGUUCAAAGCCAGCCUUCAGAUGAAGAGGCGGAGUUUACCCAUACUUCCAUCCUCAAAUUUCUCUCUGAACUAUGGGAGCUUGACACCCUCACCCCGCGGGUCGACUGGUCACCGUCAUUUCGGAACCUGAUUCGGACCCAAUUUCGCGAAGAUACACCGGAGAAAUUGCCGGAUGCUGCAGAUUUCUGA